AGCGUUAGCCUACAGGAUGUGACUGAACAUUUAGUGAACUCAAAAUCUGGUAAUAAUGCCAGGUAUGGAUGUUGGAUGUAUGGAUAAUGUUAGAAAAAGAGUUUUCUCUGGGGUAUAGUAUGGUCAGCAACAGGAAGUAUCCGAGUGACACCAGACUGACAUCAGCUGACGGUGUGGAUUUCAGAGGACAGACGCAGCCACUCAGGUCAAGAUUUAGAAAUGAGUCUGGACAGAAUCUACAUGGACUACAAUGCCACUACCCCUCUGGAUUCAGAAGUUAUCCAGGCCAUCACUGAAGCUCUUCAAGAAGCCUGGGGAAACCCAAGUAGCACUUAUGUAGCAGGUUCCAAGGCCAAGGCCAUCAUUAAUGAGUCCAGAGAAAAUGUGGCAAGAAUGGUUGGAGGUAAAGCAGAGGACAUUAUUUUCACCUCAGGUGGAACAGAGGCCAAUAACAUGGUGUUCCACACUGCUGUCGAGCACUUCAGGAGAAACUGCAAAGCAGCAGAGCAGGGAACAGGGCAUGGAAAUGGAUGCAGUGGCCUUCCUCACAUUAUCACCUCUAAUGUGGAACAUGACUCAGUCAAACUAGCAGCAGAGCACCUGCAAAGAGAGGGCAAAGCAGAUGUGACAUUUGUGCCUGUGUCUAAGGUAACAGCCCGUGUGGAGGUGGAGGAUAUCGUUGCUGCGCUGCGUCCCAACACUUGUCUCAUUUCCAUCAUGCUUGCCAACAAUGAGACAGGAGUAAUCAUGCCGGUACAAGAGAUCUGCAACAGAGUGAGGUCUCUCAACAAGCAGCGUCAGCAGGUCCGGGUCUUGCUUCACACUGACGCUGCCCAGGCUCUGGGGAAAAUCAGAGUCGACAUUCAUGAACUGGGAGUGGAUUACCUUACCAUUGUGGGACACAAGUUCUAUGCUCCACGGAUUGGUGCGUUGUAUGUGAACAGUCCUGGAAUGAAAACACCUUUGUAUCCAAUGCUGUUUGGAGGAGGACAGGAGAGAAACUUCAGACCAGGCACAGAAAACACACCAAUGAUUGCCGGUCUGGGAAAGGCCGCAGAGCUGGUAACGUCUAAUCUGUCAGAAUACGAGAGUCAGAUGCAAAGUACCAAACUUUACUUGGAAGAACGACUGCAGGCUGUCUUCAAAGACAAGCUCCACUUCAACAGCCACUACCCCGGCUCUGAUAUCCUCCCUAACACAUGUAAUGUGUCCAUCCUGGGUCCAACAUUACAAGGCUGGAGGGUAUUGUCCAACUGUAAGAGGCUUUUGGCUAGUGUUGGUGCUGCCUGCCACUCAGACAGUGGAAACAGGCCUUCACAUAUCCUUCUGAACUGCGGCGUCCCGUCAGAGGUGGCUGCUAACGCUUUGAGGUUGAGUGUGGGCAGGGGGACGACCAAAGCAGAUGUGGAUGCUGUUGUGGUGGACUUGAGGGACACUGUGAAACUGCUGGAAGAAAUGAACUGAUGGACUUCAGAUGCAUAACUUAAAGUAAAUUUCUAGGUCAAAUAAGGACAAACAGGGUUAGAAAUGCAUUACCUUGUGUUUUUGGUUUUUUUUUAACAUUAAGGGAUCAGUUUGCAAUUUGUGGGGUUGUGUGAGGUACUUCUUCAUAGUCAGUGCAUUACUUAUUAGCAAAUAAAUGAUGCACUGCAUACAUGUGUUUUAUCCAAAUCACCUAAAAGAAGUAUACACUAUGUUUAUAAUAUUUUUACUGCUUUACUUUCCAUUAUAAUAUUUUCUUCAAAGCUUAAAAUCUAUCAGACACUUUGACAAAUACCACAAUUAUAAAGUACAUCAGUUGUGACUGUCAGUGGGUUUUUAAGGCCAGUAUAAUAAUAGUAGUUUGGACAAUGAAGUGGGUAGGUGAUUAAAUGACUGAUGUUAAUCACAAUAUUUAGAAAAUGAACAAUCUUUAUUAGAAAGUGGCAAAUUGUUAAAAGGAAUAUCUAUGUCAAAAAUACCUAAAUCAAUCAAUCAAUCAGUAAAUUGACACCAGUUUAAAGAUUCAGGGUGUAAUACUUAGUGUUUUCUAGUGUUUACCUGUGAUGAACUGAAUACAUUUUGCCUACAAUGGCCACUAAAAUGUAAUAUUUUUGUUUGGUUUUGUCUUCUUAGGACCUUUUAAGUGCAUAAUAGCACCACACUUUGAUGGACUUGGUAAAGUUACUAGUUCUAGUUGAGAAACUUGAUAUUAUAAUGGCAGGAACAGAGCUUGUCUACAUUUUGUCUAGUGAAAGGUGGCUCUUCCUUUUGUUGUGUAAGAGUAUUUGCCCACUUGGAAUGGUGAUGGGAUACAAUGGUGUCCUCAGGAUCCAAAUACCACAGGUACAUACAGUCAUUUAAAUGUCCCUUUGGUGCCGUUUAUUUUGUCAACCUCCUCCUUGAAGCACUCCUCAAAGACACCAGACUUGCUUAACAAAAAAACUGCCUAGACUAAUUUGUUUUUUAGUCAGACAGUAA
Sphaeramia orbicularis (orbiculate cardinalfish) is the source of this 2460-nucleotide messenger RNA. RefSeq names its product selenocysteine lyase (gene scly). The record is from RefSeq and is a predicted model, not a curated record. Bases 220 to 1464 code for a protein of 414 amino acids. NCBI's taxonomy places the organism in Eukaryota, Metazoa, Chordata, Actinopteri, Kurtiformes, Apogonidae. The transcript has 13 exons.